Nyctereutes procyonoides (raccoon dog) is the source of this 2494-nucleotide messenger RNA. RefSeq names its product cytochrome P450 4F3-like. The record is from RefSeq and is a predicted model, not a curated record. Gene Ontology annotation, molecular function: heme binding; oxidoreductase activity, acting on paired donors, with incorporation or reduction of molecular oxygen; iron ion binding. The coding region runs from base 406 to 1968 and encodes 520 amino acids. Lineage: Eukaryota; Metazoa; Chordata; Mammalia; Carnivora; Canidae. The transcript is spliced from 12 exons.
GGCUGGGGCUGGCAGGGUUGAGAGUGUUGGGUCUGGGGGGUGGGGAGGAGACACUGCUGCAGGCAAAAGCUUCCGGGAAUCCAGCUGGCUGGGGGAGGAUGAUUUCCUUGUAACUGGAUCUCAAGGCAACCUCCCACUGAUUGAGUUUGAGUGUUUUUUCAUAAGUCUCUCUCCUUCUCCCUCCUCCAGCCCAAUCUCUCCCACUGCUUCUGCCUCUGGAAGUCCCUGGGUUCCCCGCUCCUCUCUGAGCCUCUGUUUGCCCACUUCCCAGCGCUCACCAUCCCUGCCCCUCCCUGCCCCUCCCAUCCGGGGCCCUCUCCCUCUGAAGUGAGCAGUUCACCGAGCUCACCUUUCUGCCCCAGUCCUGGUCCUCAGGGGUUCACCCUCCAGUCCCUCUGCCCCAGGAUGUUGCAGGUGAGCCUGUCCUGGCUGGGACUGGGGCAGCUUGCAGCCUCCCCAUGGGUGCUCCUGCUGCUGGCUGGGGCCACCUGGCUUCUGGCCCGGGUCCUGACCUGGAGCUACAGCUUCUAUGACAACUGCUGCCGCCUGCGGUGUUUCCCGCAGCCUCCGAAGCGCAACUGGUUUUGGGGUCACCUGGGCCUGGUGAAGAGCAAUGAGGAAGGCUUGAGGAUGAUAGAGGAUCUGGGCCACUACUUCCGUGAUGUUCAUCUCUGGUGGAUAGGGCCUUUCUACCCUGUACUGCGGCUCGUCCAUCCUAAGUUUGUUGCCCCCUUGCUCCAGGCCCCAGCCACCAUCGUACCCAAGGACAUGUUUUUCUACAACUUCCUGAAGCCCUGGCUGGGGGAUGGGCUCCUGUUGAGUGCUGGUGACAAGUGGAGCCACCACCGCCGCUUGCUGACACCUGCCUUCCACUUUGAAAUCCUGAAAUCUUAUGUGAAGAUUUUCAACAGAAGUGCAGACAUCAUGCAUGCCAAGUGGAAGCGCCUGGUGUCAGAAGGCAGCACCCAUCUAGACAUGUUUGAGCACAUCAGCCUCAUGACCCUGGACAGUCUGCAGAAAUGUGUCUUCAGUUUUGACAGCAAUUGCCAGGAGAGUCCCAGUGAAUAUAUUGCUGCCAUCUUGGAGCUCAGUGCCCUUGUGGUGAAACGGAAUGAGCAGGUCCUCCUGUACUUGGACUUCCUGUACAAUCUCAGCCCUGAUGGGCGGCGCUUCCGCAGGGCCUGCGAACUGGUGCACAACUUCACAGAUGCUAUCAUCCAGGAGCGGCGCCAUACCCUCAUUAGCAGAGGCUCCUGUGACUUUCUUAAGUCCAAAACAAUGGACUUCAUUGAUGUCCUCCUGCUGGCCAAGGAUGAAGAGGGAAAACAAUUGUCAGAUGAGGACAUUCGAGCUGAAGCUGACACUUUCAUGUUUGAGGGCCAUGACACCACAGCCAGUGGCCUCUCCUGGGUCCUGUUCAACCUUGCAAAACACCCAGAAUACCAGGAGCGCUGCCGGCAGGAGGUGCAAGAGCUCCUGAGGGACCGUGAGCCUCAAGAGAUUGAAUGGGACGACCUAGCCCAGUUGCCCUUCCUGACCAUGUGCAUCAAGGAGAGUCUGCGGCUGCACCCACCUGUCACAGUCAUUGCCCGCCGAUGUACCCAGGACAUCGUGCUCCCCGAUGGCCGUGUUAUCCCCAAAGGGAACAACUGUGUCCUCAGCAUCUUUGGGAUUCAUCACAACCCGUCAGUCUGGCCGGAUCCUGAGGUGUACAAUCCCUUGCGCUUUGACCCAGAAAUCCUCCAGAAGAGGUCUCCCCUGGCUUUUAUUCCCUUCUCUGCUGGGCCCAGGAACUGCAUCGGGCAGGCGUUCGCCAUGAGCGAGAUGAAGGUGGUGCUGGCGCUCACGCUGCUGCGCUUCAGGGUCCUGCCCCACGAGGAGGAGCCGCGCAGGAAGCCGGAGCUCAUCCUGCGCGCCGAGGGCGGACUUUGGCUGCGCGUGGAGCCGCUGAGCGCGCGCCCCCAGUGACCCGCCAGCUCCCGGCCGGGCGCAGCCGGACCCGCGCGCCUCGCUUUGCAGGUUCCCGGGGAUAGAAGCGCGUGGUCUCCCCGGCGCGAGCCUCACGGAGAGCCAGCAGGGGGCGCGUGGGCCCCGCGGGAAGGCCGGGGGUGGGGUGGGGCGAGGCGGGGUGGAGGGGAGCCUGGGUCUGGGCCCGGCCCUGAGAGCCCUUCCAGCUCAUCCCAGAUCCCCAAGCUGAUGGCAGGUUCUCUCAGAGCCCAUUAAGGGAGUCUGUCCCGUAGGCAAUAGGGAGCCAUGGGAGGUGUUUUUUUUUUUAACAGGAGAGGGACCAGCGUUAAGGACUGAGUUAAGGGGCAUGUUUGAGGUUCUGGGUCAGAGGAGGGCCCAUAGUGGCACCACACUCUGAUCGCCCUGACCUCUGUUCCUAUCUAAUAUACCCGAACUUUUCUUACCUCCUAAUCCUUCACUGUGUUUCUAUGGUUACCGUGUAUACUUAAACAUGGCAAAAUAUAGAUACUUUAUCCUGUGUGUCUGA